AUGUAUUUGUUCAAGCAAGUGCUGCGAUGUCGUCAAACAACAGUGAUACUAAUCGCAAUAGCCUCAAGUACACUACGAGCACUUGUCAUUGCAUUAGCAACACAAUCGUGGCACAUGUAUCUGGCGAACGCUAUUGGACUGUUUGCUGCACUCAUUCAACCAGCCGUCGUUUCGUUCAUCGCACAG
Anisakis simplex (herring worm) is the source of this 186-nucleotide messenger RNA. The record is from the annotation of a GenBank genome assembly. NCBI's taxonomy places the organism in Eukaryota, Metazoa, Nematoda, Chromadorea, Rhabditida, Anisakidae.